Podarcis muralis (Common wall lizard) is the source of this 1539-nucleotide messenger RNA. Lineage: Eukaryota; Metazoa; Chordata; Lepidosauria; Squamata; Lacertidae. The record is from RefSeq and is a predicted model, not a curated record.
GUUGAGAAAGGCUGGACUAGAACCAUCUGCAGCUCAGCCAGAGAGCAGCGCUCUCGAACGGACCUUUCUCAGGACCUCACCGAAGCAUGGUUGUCACACGAUGAUAGGGCACAUAAGUUUUAUGAAUAAGCUGGAGGCGCUGCGAAGAGAACACCGCACUGCCCUUGGGGCCACUGCUACUGACCAGUUGGUUGGGUAUGGCUUGGUAGCCUUCAGUCUCAUUCUCUUUGCUUACUAUACUGUCUGGAUUAUCAUUCUGCCCUUCAUUGAAGUUGACCACCUGAUUCACAAGUAUUUUUUGCCACGAGAGUAUUCGGUGAUCAUCCCUGUGGUUGCGGGGCUUGUGUUGCUGCUCUUUAUAGGAACGUUCAUAGCCACCAUCACAUGGAAGAACCGGAAGACUGCGAAGAAAUCUGCAUGAAGGUGGCAAGGAGGAAGGAGGACACAGGAAAUCCUGCAGGCACUCUUGACAGCAGCAACGUGUGUGGGGUUUUUUCCACCAAAUCAUUUUUAUUGAACAGCAACACAUCUCUGGGGCAGCCCAGCCCACAAUAACUAGCAGACACCAGCAGCAGAUGCUAGGAAGGGCAGAGGGACUAGGCUGCUACCCUCAUCAACUAUGUCUGGGCAUGGACCAAAGGGACUCAAAGCCAGAGGCACCACAAACAAUGCUGCUCUGUUCCAGCCUUUUGGAAUACUUAGAUCAGUGCCCCAAUGUCCUCUUGGCUACCCCAGUAAAGAGCCUAAAUCUGGGGUAGCCAGCAAGAUGCUCUCCAGAUGUUGUCACACUCACCCCCACCAUCCCAUAACCAUUGGCCAUCCAGUGGUUGCGAUUCCACCCCAAAGUGAAGGGCACCAGGUUCCCCAUCCCUUCUCCGGAAGGGAGGCCUUGUCCAAACAGGUCUUCCUCCAUCUCUCAAAUGCUAUAGGAGAUGUCUUGGAGUACAGAUGGAGAACCUGUGGCCCUUCCAGAUGUUGUUAGGCUACAUCUCCUGCCAUCCCUGAACCAUUGGGGGCUGAUGGGAGCUAGAGUCCCAACAGCAGCCGCAAGGUGCCAUAUUGGCUACCUCUGGUUGCACUGCAGCCUCUUUUUGUUGACACACUUUUCCCUCUUCCCCUUCCUCCUCCACCUCCUUCAAUUCCAUCUCUCUGCCACCACCAAUCUCACUCCCCUUUCAGCUCUUUGGACAAUGUUUUCCUUCAGUUCGGCCUCCCCUAGUACAGUGCCCUGCCGUUGCUGUGGAUUACUACUCCUAGAAGCCCCGGGCAGCUCUGCUGCAUCCUGCGAGCCCCUUUGCUUGUCAAAAUUGCGAAAGAGGUCCUAGGAACACUUUCACAUGUUCACUGGCAGCAUUUGGACAGCCUGACUUUUGAAGCAGGGUCAUAUAGCUGAAACCGGCACUCUUACUGCUGUGCUGACCCAGAGUUGUCUGAUGAGUAAGCGGGUCCCACAUGAGAGCAGAGCUUUGCUUACAGCUGCGGCAUGUUUGUAUGUGUGCAAUUAGGGCCCUGCCAAUGUUGCUGUUUGACUCCCAACUU